Molecule: messenger RNA, 677 nt
Organism: Olea europaea var. sylvestris
Lineage: Eukaryota; Viridiplantae; Streptophyta; Magnoliopsida; Lamiales; Oleaceae
Exons: 2
Coding region: 119-553 (144 amino acids)
Source: RefSeq, a predicted model, not a curated record
CAGCUUACGUUAUAUUGAAUUACUUUACAAAAAGUUGAUUAGAUAACUUUGAAGAUUAACUUCACUGUUCACAUAACUCAAAGGAGUAUAAGAAAAAUAGAAGCUUUUGAUAAUUUGCAUGAAAAUAUUUGGAAUAGAAAGAAAAAUGGGAAUCAAAGAACUGAUGAUCGUGGUCUUGUUCGUCUGUUCUUGUUGUUCUGCUGCAUCCACUUCUCCUUUUGGAAAGAACUCAUCUUUAGAUAACUAUAGCAGUGGAAGAGGCAUGGCUCAUCCAGUUAAAUUUGGCCAUGCAGCUGCAGCUGGUGGCAGAGGCGUAAGUGGAGGCCGACCUAGUACUAGUGGAGACGCAAAUGGUGAUGGAUCACGCUCCCCUUAUACUCAGGGAGGUUCAAACAUCCCUUUAUAUGCGGCUGGUGCUGGUGCUGGUGCUGCAAAUAACCACCGCAACUACCACCACCAUAAUGGCGGAGAUUCUAAAUGCAGCAGCAUCCGAUCUGCUGCUUUGGCUGCAACCAUAUUGGAAUUCCUUGUACUUUAUACGAAAAUAGCAUAAAGCAGUAAUGUCUUAUCUAAUUAUACAUGAGAGUUUGCGCCUAGCUUGUAUCAUUAUGGGUUGACGUAUAUUUCUUUUUAAUGUACAAUACGUUUGUGGUUUUGUAAGUCACAAAAUAUGUCGA